Molecule: messenger RNA, 360 nt
Organism: Cooperia oncophora
Lineage: Eukaryota; Metazoa; Nematoda; Chromadorea; Rhabditida; Trichostrongylidae
Source: the annotation of a GenBank genome assembly
AUGCCUACGUUAUCCUGCAGUAGUGAUUCAAACAAAUCGCAAUUUCUCGAUGAAAUAGCUCUCCUCAAACGGGGUAAGAUCACACGUGACACCCCGAAAAACACAUACAAAAGAGGACUCUCUGGUGGAGAUCCAAAAGGACCACCAAUAGAUAACGACGACCCCAUCACAUUAGCUGAAUUGAACACACGUGGCUUGAGAAUUGAUGACGAACACAUCAUUUAUACCUUCCCAGAUACCAAACCUUCUGGUAAAGUCCCAACGUCGCGUAGCUCAAGCGGAAGCGUUUCGUCAUCGGAAGUGAAGAAAAACGUCACCCGCAGUUCAUUAAAUGUCGUUCUCAUAACGUGGAAGAACUGA